CACACACUCUCACUCUCUCACUCACACACACACACACACUCUCACUCUCUCACUCACACACACACACACACACACCCCGCUUCUUCUCCUGAGAGCAAAUCAACCAAAAACUGAAGAUGGGGAAAAUUAACGGAUGCCUCAAAUGUCUCUUCAUCUUCUUCAACGUUCUCUUCGCAAUCCUUGGAUGUUUGCUGAUCUACGGGACGGUGAAGGUGACGGCCUACAGCUUACAGCUGUCAGCGUUCGGGACCCCCGGUCUGGGUUGGGCUUGGGUUUUCUCCCUCGGCGUCCUUGGCAUCUCCUGCCUGGGAAUCUACGCGGGCUGCUCCGAGAAUGCCCUGGCCCUGAAAAUAUUCGCAGGCUUCAUGGGCGUUGGAAUGAUCAUCAUGCUGAUCGUUGGCAUCAUCGUCGUUGUUGCAAGAAACAAGAUCAGAGAUGGCUUUCAGAACACCUCUGCAGAAGUGGCAAAGCCCUUCAUGGAAGACGAAGGGCUGAGACAGUUACUCGAAGGGCUGCAGAAAGCUGUCCACUGCUGCGGAGUGGUGAGUUCCGGCGACUGGGGCGACACAAUCCCUCAAUCCUGUGAGUGCACAUACGGUGGUAGAGAAUUGGCCGUCUUUGGAGCAAGUGGCAGAUGUAAAGCCAGACCAGCGGGAACCGCUGGCCCAGAACAAAUUUAUGAAGAGCCCUGCAGCAACGUCAUCUUCUCAUAUGUAGACCUCAUCUUCAAGUUCGCCAUGGGCUUCUUCUUUGGAUUUACUGUCACUGCACUGCUGGGCCUGUUGGUCUGCCUGCUGAUGAUCCAUCAGGUCAAACGUCACGACAUGGCAGGAGGAGCGUCCAUCCCCAUGAAGGGCUACUGAAGGGAACCACCUUUGACCCCUGACCUUUAACCUGUGCACUGUAUUUAGGGGGUCUCAGUGGUCAAUACAUGACUUUUUUUACUUUUUUCUUCUUUAAAAAAAGAACGAUAGGCAAAGCAGGAGAGAGAGGGAUGAGGACGAACAGAUUUCAUAAGGGAGAAAAUUUUAAAGCUUUAAUUUUUUAUUCCAGCUUUCUAUUGUAGACAAUUUUGCUUGAAUAGCAAACAUUUAUAUUUUUGUGAGCCAUAUAUCUCUUUUGUGUUAUUCGUUGGUUUUGCAGUAUUGUUGUUCUCUUGUGUAACAGAUAUAUUGUGAGAAAAAAAGCUUUUUCUGAUCUCAACACUUCAAAAUAUAUGACUGACGCUCUUUUACCCCAAGGACGUCACACAACAUUAGUUACCAGUGAUUUUUAAAAACAACCAUCAAACAGUUGGUGAAUUUAGUGACCGUAGAAGCUCAUUGAUGUAGUGACUGUAGUGAACUGUGUAGCUGGCGAGCUAAUCGCUAACAUGCAGUUAAAUGUCGGACUUGCUAACUAUCAUUUCCACGGUUAACUACUUAGUUAGUUAGUUAGCUAGUUAGCUAGCUAGUUAGCAGACUCCUGUCUUACACCAUGAAAGCGACUGUUGCAGAACAGCUAACAGGCUAAUGUGAUAGCUUCCUCAAUUUUGAUCUUUCCAACUGUUCAUUUUCUGAAAAGGUCAGCACUCUAAAGAUAACGUGUUAUUGGUCAAAAGCACAAUUAUGUGUCUCAAAGGACAAUUUUAUUUAAAGAAAAAUAGGUAUGGAUUCAAAUUCAUUGAUUGCAAUUAUGCUGCAAUAAUUUUUUCUAAUUUACCUGCUGGUGAGUUGAAUCAAAUGAUCAAAAUCAGGAUUUCUAGAACUGUCCAACAUAAUAUUUUUGUUGCAGGAUCGAGUCAGAAGAGCAGUUUAUGCUUGUAUGUUUAUGUUUAAAUGUUUGCAUGUUUGUAAAGAAUCUACAACGGCUGACUUGUAUAUUUUCCAGAUUGUGUACGUCUCCGUCGGUCAUUUUAUAAUCAGAACACUCCCCCCGGAAUUUCUUCUUGACGUUCACAUCAUUUAUCGGCAUGUGGUCAAAUGGCAAAUCCUGUCAUUUUUCAAAGUCCGGAAUAUAUUUUUCUUUCUGUAAAGAGCAAGUAACGUUGGGAAAAUGGAAAUCCCUGCAACACUUGCAGCACUGAGAACAAAACAAUUUGAGCAUAUUUAGACCUACUAGAACAAGCAAUGUCUCACCCGUGGUGGAGCAAUUUAUUAAUGUAGACGCCAAUGUAACACAAGGUUACAUAAUUCAUCCAGAGUUUCACAGAGGAUAAAGCCAUGUGACAAAACCAAACAAUAACUCAGGUUUAGUUAAGUUUUCACAUCUCCUACGGGCAGUGAACACCCCAACACUGUAAGAAAAAGGGGCCCAGGAUUUAAUUCUGUCAUUGUGAAAUUUGCACUCAUUAUCACUUAUGAUCACUUAUUACAAAAUAAACAAGAAUACCCACA
Messenger RNA from Scophthalmus maximus (turbot), 2375 nucleotides. Its product is annotated as tetraspanin-6. The record is from RefSeq and is a predicted model, not a curated record. The transcript has 9 exons. Bases 117 to 863 code for a protein of 248 amino acids. Lineage: Eukaryota; Metazoa; Chordata; Actinopteri; Pleuronectiformes; Scophthalmidae. Gene Ontology annotation, cellular component: membrane.